Molecule: messenger RNA, 1578 nt
Organism: Morone saxatilis (striped sea-bass)
Lineage: Eukaryota; Metazoa; Chordata; Actinopteri; Moronidae
Product: N-acetyllactosaminide beta-1,3-N-acetylglucosaminyltransferase 2
Exons: 1
Coding region: 24-1367 (447 amino acids)
Cellular component (GO): membrane
Molecular function (GO): hexosyltransferase activity
Source: RefSeq, a predicted model, not a curated record
GUCGGAUUUGUACACUACAGGCAAUGGGCAAAUGCUGCAGACGCAACGGGAGACUGCUGUGCAUGUGCCUGCUGCCUUGCAUGAUGACCGGCCACCUUCUGGUUUAUAUAUUGGUGUCCAUAUUCGUCACAAUCUCCUACACUCCUCCGAAAAUAACCGUCCACUAUAUUGCCCCGGGGAUUUCUGCUAACUCCUCUGCGUUGGCCUCUCACCCACUUAGCCCUUUCUGGAACCUUCGACUGGAGGACAGUGCACUGUGGAACCAGUUGCAGCAUGCUUGGGACCGUCAGCACAAUCCAAUACUGAGAGGAAACACAACUGGCAUACUGAGGAAGCCAAAAGCUCAGUUUUUAUCAGAAAUCGAAGAUGAAUGCCUUUCUGACUGCAUGUCUCACAAGUGUUCAGUCCCUCGCAUGCAAGAUUUAAACAGCUUGCCGGAUCAAAUGAAGGCAUUCAUCAAGUCAAUGCACUGCAGGGAGUACCCCCUCCUUAUCAAUCAACCUGGUAUGUGUAGGAGGAACAAUAGCAGCUUUGGUCUGGAUUCUCCCAUGCUCAUCAUGGCCAUCAAAUCUCAAGUGGGAAACUUUGAAAACAGACAGGCCAUCCGUGAAACUUGGGGACGCAGUGGGCUGGUGAAGGGUGCAUCCAGUAAGAAAGGCGGAUUAGUGCGCACAGUGUUUCUGCUUGGAAGACAGGACUCAAGCACGGGUCCUCACCCAGACCUAAAAAACCUCCUGGAGCUUGAAAACCAGAAAUACGGGGAUAUCCUGCAGUGGGAUUUCAGAGACACUUUCUUUAACUUGACCCUAAAGGAUCUGGUGUUCUGGCAUUGGCUCCAGGAAUACUGCCCCACUGCCAACUUUGUGUUCAAAGGGGAUGACGAUGUCUUUGUUCGAACAGAUGCCCUUCUGGAUUACCUGCACAAGCAGUGGGAGGAGCACAACCUGUGGAGAGCCUAUACAAAUGAAACUAACAUGGAUUUGUUUGUGGGGGAUCUAAUCAAUAACGCAAUGCCAAACCGUGAGCCAUCCACUAAAUACUACAUACCAGAACGUUUCUACAAAGGCGCGUACCCGCCGUACGCUGGUGGAGGAGGGGUGGUGUAUUCUGGCUCACUAGCGUUACGUUUGAAAGAGGUGUCUGAGAGAGUGCGCCUCUUCCCAAUAGACGAUGUGUAUCUGGGCAUGUGCCUGCACAGACUCGGGCUCUCUCCAAUCCACCACCCGGGAUUUUUAACAUUUGAUCUCCCAGAGACAGACAGGGGCAAUACCUGUGCUUACAAGUCUGUUCUGCUCGUUCACAGACGGAGUCCCAAGGAGAUGCUGACACUAUGGAAGCAGCUCCAGAAUCUGCCCAGUCAAUGCUGAGGCUCAUUUGCCUGCCAAAUAGGAUACAUUGAGCACCACUGCGCUCAUUUGGAAAACGUGUGCAUCUUUGUGACUUCAUCUUCAUGUCAAGCAGGCGGUACCUUAUGAAGGUCAUAUACAAAGUACUGUACCUUUCUUCCGAUGAGUUUGUAACACUGAGGAGAACACUGAUCUACCUCAAAGGUACUUUUAUUAUGAGGGGAUCACACAG